GGGCCCGAGGACCGGGCUCGUGCGCGCCUGGCCUCCCCGCAUCCCCGGGGGCCGGGCGGCAUUCUCGCAGGUCCGCGCUCGCGUCAGCGCCCGUCGGGCUCAGCCCCCAGGAGCCUCUGAUUGGCUGCCAGCGCGAGGGCGGGUUCUCGGCAGCCAAUGAGAAACUCAGAAGUUGUCUCGGGCGGGGCCCUGGGCAGCGGUCCCCGUCGCAACCCCGCCCCGGAGCCCGGGAACUUCCACUCUUGCCUCACCAUUUCCACCUUUGUACCUGCUCACGUUGGAAGAGUGUUCCUCACCUGAACGAGCUACCCUCUUAGCCGCCUGCGCUGAACUGCGAGCCUCUUGGGAACGGGGACCGGCCUGGGCGCCACAAGUCCCCGAGGGUUUCUGCGCCCGAGGACGGUGCAGACUUGCUGGACACCAAAUGUUACAUCAAACACAGGAGUUACUGGCUGAGGACCUCGAAGAGCCAGCCAGUGGGUAAAAGCCACACAUUUGCCGUUACCGCGUCAGCAGGCUUUAGUGGGGUGUCAGCUGUGUGCAGGUUCGGGGGCGCACACAGAUGUCUCGGUCCUUAGAGCAUCUCAGCUCCCAGACCGCACGUGUGCAUGCAGUGCGUUCCUACCCUUUUUACAGCCAACAAGACGGAGACCCGGCAAAGAACCGUGUCCUAAAGACACACAAAGGCUAAUAAGACCACCCGGCCCCUCAAGACCUGUUGGAGAUGGGGAAAUCUCAUUUGCACGUGGCGAUGGGAUGUGACUUGAAGGGAAUAAGACAGCCGGGUCUGCGUCCGGGAAAGGCGCAGUGCGCGCCGCGGGAAACCAUGCAGGUGGCCUGAGGUGAGCAAAUUGGCUGCUUUGAUGGCAGAGUCCGAGGAAGUGGCAGAUUGGGUCCGACUGCCUCCCAGAGUUUGUAGGGACCAAGGAUGGGCCUGCCUCCCAAGAUCCAGAUGUGAGCCAGCGGGAAGACAGAGUCAGAUCCUGCCUAAGAGAGCCAACUGCAGAGUGGGAGCUGGCUCGUGUUACCGUCACCUGUCACCUUCCAUGCCCCAGUUACAGCCCUUGCUGUAAGCCAGGCAGGGGCAGGCUACGGGGCUCAAACAGGUGACCUGGAGGGAAAUCCUUCUCCAGAGGCCUUGGAGGUCAAAGAAGAACCCGUGGACCCUGAAAUCAGCAGGAGCCGCGUCAGAGGAGCCCAUAGGUGCAGAAGCGCCAUGGACGGGAAGGCUGCGGGGGCUCCCCCGGACUUCCACUUCUACCCCGAGGUAGAAGUGUCACUGUAUGACCCCGAGGACCGGCUGCACCCCUUCCCAGAAGGGGCCACGCGGACAGGAACGGAAGUCUACGCCGAGAUGGCCGAGGGGGCCGGCGAGCCCGGCGGCGCGGCCCUGGGAAAGGCCCCGAGAGCCCUGGAGGAGGAGGUGGACGAGCUGGUGCAUCUGUACGCCCUCGGGGGUGCAGGCGAGUGGGGCUCCGAGCUGGCAGACGGGAGCGCGCCCUGCACGGAGGUUCCGGAGCAGUUGCCGCUCGGGGCGCAGAGGGACUGGCGACGGGGGCCUGAGGCCGGGGAGCGUGGCUGCGCGGGCUGGGGCACCGCCGGCCCGGGCCGGGACCUGCGAGAGGCCUACAGGUACGCGCACAGCCGGGCCAGCGAGGAGUACGAGUGCUACGUCAUCCCCGAGGAGGAGGACGAGGACGAGGCCGCCCUGGUCUUCUGCGUCACCUGCAAGGCUCCGGUAAGGGCACUGGAGGUUUCAGAGGAGCACCAGGAGCACGAGGUGACAGCCCUUGACAAGGCCCUGGAGAGUGCCAAGGAUGAAAUUCACAAAAACAUGUUCAAACUGGAAAAGCAGAUUCUUGAGAUGGAGAAUUUUGCAAAUCAUUUGGAGGAGGUUUUCAUCACAGUGGAGGAGAACUUCGGGAGACAAGAACAAAACUUUGAGUCACAUUACAAUGAGAUCUUGGAAACACUCGCUCAAAAAUAUGAAGAAAAAAUACAAGCUCUGGGGGAGAAAAAGAAAGCCAAGUUGGAAGCCUUGUAUGGACAGCUGGUCAGCUGUGGGGAAAACCUUGACACCUGUAAGGAGCUCAUGGAAACCAUUGAGGAGAUGUGCCAUGAGGAGAAGGUUGACUUCAUCAAGGACGCUGUGGCCAUGGCUGACAGACUUGGGAAAUUCCUGAAUACAGACACAGACGUGGAGAUCGCUACACAGCCCGACUUUGAAGACCAGACUCUGGACUUCUCCGACGUGGAGCAGCUCAUGUGCUCCCUUCACACCCUCCCGGCUCCUUCUGCUCCAGUGAUAAACCCACAGGCCCCCAACUCUGCCACGGGGUCCUCUGUCCGAGUGUGCUGGAGCUUAUACUCUGACGACACUGUGGAGAGCUAUCAGCUGUCCUACCGGCCAGUGCAGGACAGCGCGCCCGGGAAGGACCAAGCAGUGUUUACAACGACUGUCAAGGAAACGUACUGCUCAGUGACAAAUCUUGUACCAAACACCCAGUAUGAAUUUUGGGUCACAGCUCAGAACAGGGCCGGCUCCAGCCCCAGCAGUGAGCGUGCAGUGUACAUGACAGCGCCUUCCCCUCCCAUCAUAAAAAGUAAAGAGAUACAGAGCUGCGAAGAGGCCGCACUCAUCUGCUGGGAGUCUGGAAACCUGAAUCCCGUGGACUCAUACACGGUGGAGCUGACCCAGGUGGAAACACCUGAAGCCUCGGGCGUAACCGAGUCGGUGGUGGGCAUCCCAGCCUGCGAGUCCCUGGUACAGCUGCAGCCCAGGCAGAGCUACACGAUAUCGGUGCGAGCCCUCAACGUGGGGGGCCCCAGUGCCAGGAGUGACCCCGUGACAGUCCACACCACAGGCAGCCGCUUUCCCCUGAACCAGCACACCUGCCAUCCCUGGCUGACCGUGGCUAACGACGGGUUUACGGUCCAGCGAAGCGAAAGGAAAACCCCCCCGAAGGAGCCGCUGCCUGGCAACACCCGGUUUAGCAGGUGUGUUGCCAUCAUGGGGAAUCUAAUUCCAGUCCGAGGGCGCCACUACUGGGAGGUGGAGGUGGACGAGCGGGCCGACUACACGGUGGGCGUGGCCUUUGACGAUGUUCCUAAAGAGGAGGACCUGGGAGCAAACCGCCUGUCUUGGUGCAUGAGGCACAGAUUUGCAUCAUCGAGGCAUGAGUAUGAGUUCCUGCACAACAAGACGACUCCAGAUAUAAGAAUAACAGUGUCCCCAAGGAAGAUCGGCAUUCUGUUAGACUAUGAAAACUCAAAAUUGUCCUUUUUCAAUGUGGACAUUUCUCAGCACCUUUACACGUUCAGCUGUCAGCUCCACAGAUUUGUGCAUCCCUGUUUUUCUCUGGAAAAGCCUGGCCGUCUGAGGAUACGUAAUGGCAUCGUAAUGCCCACGCACGUCACUUUCUAUUAGACCGUUCUGAUGCCCGGCUUCCUGUCACUCUUGUGGUCCCUCCCCUCCCAGCCGCUCAGCCCUCAGCCCGUGGGCCUGGGCACUGAAGUACCACGCACCCGGCCCCAGUCCAGAUCCCACUCUCCUCUAGCAGACGGGUGUGCUGACGCUCCCGUGCUGCCGCCCGCCCGUGUGUUGUUCAGUGCGUCCCCACCAGGCCCGGCUGUCACGUGAGCGCUCUGCCAGCGUGAACCCAGAGGUCCUUCAAGUGGUCAGGCUGUACCGGUCUUUUUGUUUAUAGGCAAAGUAUCUGAAUCUCCAAGGCCUACAGAGCUCGGGCUGAGUGGCGAGGGAAGGGGAGGGAGGGAUGCGACACUCGUGCUGUGUAGCCAGCGGCUGGAACAGACCUGCAAAGACGAGGGGCCGUCCACAAAGAAAAGCAGGGAAGCCACGCGCCUUCUCCUCUCCUGUUUUCCCAGCACUGUCGGCGCUGUGAUGAGGGUCUCCCGCUGCGCACUGUGUGACGCCGUUCCUGUCCUUCACUGAACCCACGCGCUCAGGCUUUGCAGUGCCCUCUGCCACGCCCGAUUCCGUGAAGGCGGGUCAGGGUCUGUCUUGUUCAUCGUCCAGUCCCUGAGGGCUACCCCGUAACGAACAGGUACCCACUGCCUAUGGGAUGAAUCUGUGUCCUCUCCAUCCAGCCACUGCCCGUGGGCGCGCUGUCCCUGCUCUUCGGCUGAGGGACGGUGGGGCCCCCUCAAAACCAGCACAGGACGCGCGGCCGGGAGACACCGUGGAGGGGAGGCGGUAGGAAGGCACAGAAGGGCCCCGGCAGCUUGAUGGCAAGACAGGGACACGGACGACUCCGUACUACCGCAUAGAUGCACUUUCACUGCAUCGACGACGGGCCGGGCAAUGAACCAGGAACGCACAGACAUGAGUGGCAGCUGAUCCUAGGAACUGUCCCAUAAAGAGAACCAGGUUUGAAAUCAGAAGACCUACACUGGAUCGCUAGUCUGUAGCUGCUUUGCCUUCAACCCUAGAAAAGUCCCACUAUCUUCAAGCGCUCCUGUUUCCCUUUAAACAGAGAAAAAUACUUGUUUCAUAGGACAGGAACACUUCCCAGCGACCGUGAGAGGGCACGACAGUAUAGGGCGCACAGCGAAUGCACGGCAGCUCCUGAAGACACCAGCCCACCGAGACCCAAGAUGAGUGGGUGGUCUCCCCACCGGCAGCUCUGGGACUUCCGGCCCGGCUGCGCUCAUGCCAUCCUGCGACCACGGGACUCGGCCCCGCUGGCUGCAUGCCCGGUUCUCCAGCCCAGGAGUCUGGCCGUCUCUCAGAGCUCUGCCCACAGCACCUCCCAGCUCGCAGAGCAAAUGACUCCGUCUGUGAGGCAAUUCGCAGAGACCGUUCUGUGUCCUGCCCUGUGGAGGCCUCUCAAAGCAGACAUCACCUCAUCACUUCGGGUUUUCUGUGAACUGGAAAUGCCAUGGCUCUAGAAUCUUCUGUUUUCUAGCACACUCGAAGUCCGACAGUGAACACCCCUCCUGUCUCCAACUUGGCCUGUGAUGUGAGCAGCAGCUCAGAUUCCUGACUUCACAACCCACCUUGACGAUAUCCCAGCUCCUUAGUCUCACAUGCACAUGCACACGCACACACACGCACACACACCUGCCCUGCCGCUCUGCAUCGCUGGCCUGAAAUCAGGAAGGUACGGCCCAUGUAAGCACAGAAGGUUCAGGUUACAGACACACGCGUGUAUCCAACCCUGUUCUCAGCUCCAGAGACAGAAACUGCAGUAGGAAGUAGGACAUCACGGAUAAGGCAAGUCUGAACUCAGGAUUCUAACAGGCUUUAUGGAAUGUUUCACGUGUAAUACGGACAAGUAUAAAUGAUAAAAACUCGACACCUAUAUAAGGUCUGAGUGAAAUUUUUAUUUGAUCAAGAAAAAAAAAAACCUAAAAUUGGCACUGAGCACUGACAUUUAAAAUUCACUUAAUUUACACAAGGCAUAUGAACAACUUAAAGCAUCGUAAUUACUCAGCAUAAAAAACUGGUUUAAACAUGUUUCUUCUGCAAGAAGAAAAAAUAAGUCUAGAAAAGAACCAAACAAAACUUUUUUUUUCUGUAAAAUAUUCCAGUUCCUAAAAUAUCACAAAUAAUCUGCUAAAACUAAAUUUUAAUAAGGGGCAGGAUUUACCUCAAGGCCAUGUUCACCUGCAACCCCGCUGAUAAAUCUGUUAAAAAACAAAACAAAAAGGAUUUUUAGAACAUCAGACAGUCGAGGCCACGAUCCCUGACUGCAGUUAAAACAUGUCAGUCUGUUCUCUCCCUAGCUUCACCUGCCUCACUGUAUAACCCUUGAGCAAAUUAUUAACAGAAGCUUUGGCUUCCCUCAACAAAGGGGAGUGAGAAUAUGUAAAA
This is a messenger RNA of Lutra lutra (Eurasian river otter), 5833 nucleotides long. RefSeq names its product fibronectin type III and SPRY domain containing 2 (gene FSD2). Gene Ontology annotation, molecular function: protein binding. The record is from RefSeq and is a predicted model, not a curated record. Lineage: Eukaryota; Metazoa; Chordata; Mammalia; Carnivora; Mustelidae. The coding region runs from base 1217 to 3427 and encodes 736 amino acids. The transcript is spliced from 15 exons.